This is a messenger RNA of Telopea speciosissima, 4754 nucleotides long. RefSeq lists its product as uncharacterized. The record is from RefSeq and is a predicted model, not a curated record. The transcript has 8 exons. Gene Ontology annotation, cellular component: nucleus. Bases 48 to 4631 code for a protein of 1527 amino acids. Lineage: Eukaryota; Viridiplantae; Streptophyta; Magnoliopsida; Proteales; Proteaceae. Gene Ontology annotation, molecular function: transcription coregulator activity. Gene Ontology annotation, biological process: regulation of DNA-templated transcription.
UGAGGGUUCUUAAGGAUCCAUCCUCAAUUUGGGAUUCUUCUUUGAAAAUGUCUUCAUCUUCAAAUCUACAACCUGCCAAAGGUGGAAGAGGCAGUCAUCAAAAAGCUAUCUUGUCUCCGGCAAUCUUAUCUGAAGGUGGUAAGGGAAAUUUGGAGCCUGAUGAAAAUGAGGACGAAGAUGUAGAUUUCAAUCCUUUUUUGAAAGAAACCCUUUCAUCUGAAGCAUCUUCCAGUUUGAGUUCUGAAAACGAAGGUUUAGGUGGUGAUGUGAUUGAUAAUGUGACAAGCUCUUCUGCUCCCAAUACUGCUAAUUUCUCUUCAAAAUUGACAAAUCAGGUUCAUGAUUUUGCCAGUAGAGAUUCCGAAUAUGAUGAGGAAGUUGUCAUGCAAACUAGGUUAUCUCCUGAAAGAUCCUGCGGGGAUGAAUCAGAAGUUGGCGUUCAAGAAAAACUAAAAAAGAGGAAAUUGGCUGUGAGUUUUCAACAAGAAACAGAAGCUGUUACUGGAAAGGAGAAUGCCUCAACUAGUGGAACUGAUGCUAUGAAAGAGGAUUUGGCAGAUCCAAGAAAUCCCAGGACAUCUGUUGUGGAUUUAGAUGAGGAAGAUGCAAUUUGUAGACGCACUAGGGCUCGCUAUUCACUUGCCAAUUUUACGCUUGAUGAAUUGGAAACUUUUCUUCAGGAAUCAGAUGACGAUGCUGACCUUCGAUAUGCUGAUGAUGAGGAAGAAUACAAGAAAUUUCUUGCUGCUGUAUUACAGGAUGGGGAUUGUGAAAGUCAGGCAAUACAGGAGAAUGAAAAUUUUGUUGAUGAUGAAGAAAAUGAUGCAGAUUUUGAGAUAGAAAUUGAAGAGGCAUUAGAGAGUGACCUUGAUGAAAACCAACCAGGUAAAGGCCAAAAGAAUAAGCUUGAGGGAGUUGGUCGUCGACCUGAAACCAGGCAAAAUAGACGCCAAAAAGCUUCAGUUCAUGGGAAAAGGAAUAUAUUGGGACUGGCCAAGAGGCCAUUACGUCCUCUAUUGCCAUUCAUGCCGAACUCACAACUGACCCCUUUUCCAGCUCUUGAUUUACCAAGGGCAACGCCUGAGACUGGUCCACAUUUAUCUUCUUCCUCUGCCCAAUCUGAUUUAAUAAAUGGGUUUACACGGCAUCAGAUAGGCCAGUUGUAUUGCUUAAUACAUGAACACAUGCAACUUCUUAUUCAGGUUUUUUCUCUCUGUGUGCUUGAACCUUCUCGUCAACACAUUGCCAGUGAAGUCCAGAGAAUGAUUUCAGAGAUGGUUCACAAACGUGAUGAAGUAUUAGCGUGGAGAAAUGUGUCAUAUCCUGGUUUUUGUUUUCGUCCUCCAUACAUUCAUUCAUCAGUCUCAGAUGAAUUUCCCCAAAUUUAUCAGGGAGAGAACACUGUUGAUUCAUCUUUUGCAUCCAAUGCACAAAAAGAAUGCCCUUCAACAAAUAAUAUGAUGCCAGUUCCUCAUCGCGGUUCCCAUUCCGAUGGAAGGAGUUAUGAGCAAGCUCAAGUUAACCAAGUGAAUCCCCCUCAAACUGCCAAAUCUUCUCUCUGGGUGCCUCUGAUUAUUGGCCCUGUACUUUCUGUUCUUGAUGUUGCUCCACUGAAGUUAGUUGGCGGAUAUGUGGCUGAAGUUUCUACUGCUGUUCAGAAAUAUCAACAACGUCAUGUUGAAGCUGUGUGUGCUAGUCCCUAUGAAAAAGAACCUCUUUUCCCACUUCCUAGUUUUCCGCCAAUGGCCGAAUCUACUAGUGAAGUUCUUAGAGGAGCAACUUCCCAGGGUCCCAAUACUUCUUCUUCUCCCGGUCCUCAGCAGCCUAAGAAGACAUUGGCUGCCACACUUGUUGAAAGUACCAAGAAGCAAUCUGUUGCUCUUGUCCAAAAGGACAUUGUUAAGUUAGUGCAAAGAUUUUUUCCAUUGUUCAAUUCAGCAUUAUUUCCACAUAAGCCACCCCCAGUAGCUGUUGUAAAUCGAGUGCUUUUUACUGAUGCAGAGGAUGAAUUACUUGCUUUGGGAUUGAUGGAAUAUAACACUGACUGGAAGGCAAUUCAGCAACGGUUUCUUCCUUGCAAAUCUAAGCAUCAGAUUUUUGUUAGGCAGAAGAAUCGCUGUUCUUCUAAAGCGCCUGAAAACCCAAUAAAGGCAGUUCGGCGUAUGAAGACUUCUCCUUUGACUGCUGAAGAGAAGGCACGCAUUCAUGAGGGACUUAGGGUCUUCAAGCUUGAUUGGAAGUCCAUAUGGAAAUUUAUUGUUCCAUAUAGGGAUCCAUCUUUACUACCCCGGCAAUGGCGUGUUGCUCUUGGAACACAGAAGUCAUAUAAAAGUGAUGCAGCUAAAAAAGAGAAGAGGAGAUUAUAUGAAUCCAUGAGAAGAAAUUCUAAAGCUGCAGGAAUUGCCUGUUGCCAAAUUGCGUCAGAGGAGGAUUAUCCAGUUGAUAAUGCUUAUGGAGGGAAUAACAGUGGAGAUGAUAAUGUGGAUGAUGAUGAAGCUUAUGUACACGAGGCUUUCUUAGCUGAUUGCAGACCUGGAAACUCUAGUCUCAUAUAUUCUGAACUUCCACAAUCAAGCUUUAGCAAAGGAAACAAAUCUGGUGUUGGUGAUGGGUAUGGAGAAACUCAAUCCAGCCAUGGUCACAUGCAUGAAGUUUUGCCUUCUUCAAUUUACUCUCAACAUCUACAGAAUACAUCUUAUUUUAGUAGUUACAGAUAUAAUUCCUCGAACAUUAUGCUCUCCAAUCAGCUGGCGUCCGAUCUGGUCUCCAAAUCAGCAAAAAAGCAAGUCCAUUUGCGACCAUACCGAGUUCGUAGAAGUAAUUCUCUCCAGUUGGUCAAGUUGGCACCUGACUUACCUACUGUUAAUCUUCCUCCAUCUGUUCGUGUGAUCUCUCAAUCAGCUUUCAGAAGUUACUGCUCUGGAUCAUCUUCUUUUACCAAGACUUAUACUGCUGGAGGUGGUGGUGGGAGUGGACAUGCUGCUGGAACAGAAGAUCAAGUUGCAAGACUUAAUAUAGCAAGAUCGGGUACCACUCAUUCAAUAAAUGCUGGAAAGAACAAAUCUUUUCCCAUUAAUCACAAUACUGCGAAUCCUUGUUCAAAAGUCUCUGGCCUACCUGUAGAUCAACAUGUUGCAGGGGAAAAACGUGGUGAGCUGGAUCUUCAGAUGCAUCCAUUACUGUUUCAGGCCCCUGAAGAUGGCUGUUUUCCAUAUUACCCUUUGAACUGUGGUGCCACCUCUGGCACUUUGAGUUUGUUACCUGGGAAUCAGCUUCAAGCAAAUUUUGCUCUCUUCUGUAAGCCUCAAUCUGUGGGUCAAAUCCCCUCCACCCCUGGUACUAUUGAAUUCCACCCACUCUUGCAAAAAGCAGAUGAUGUUAGCACUGAUUCUGUUCCUGCAUUACCAGCUUGUCACCAAUCUGUUGAUCUGGAAUCACUUCAUGGCCACUGUGCUCAACCUCAGCAUCCAGACACUUCUGUUCUGACUGAGCCACAGGUCAGUAGUGGUCUAUCUGCUUGUUGUACCAGACAUGUUUGGCCUGCUAGCCCUUCUGAUAAGAAUAGUGAAUUGGAUUUGGAAAUUCACCUGAGUUCUACAUCAAGGAAGGAGAAAGUUAUAGGAAACAGAGCUAUCACAGAACAUAAUUCUAAUGAUCUAGAAAUCAGUGGAGCAGAAUGUGGAACUACAAUGGGAAAUCAAAGGUCUAAUGGACCAUCUUACCGAGAUAGUAGCCCACAUUACCAUGCUGUUUCUGUUGCUUCCAAAUACAGCAAUAAAGAAAGCCCUCAAGGUGCUUGUCCCAUGGUUCUGGCAAGCAGUAGCCUAAGUGGAUGUGCUGAAGAUAUCACAGGGCAGCGGUCUCCUCAGGAGAUUGUGAUGGAACAGGAAGAAUUAAGUGACUCUGAUGAAGAAGUUGGAGAAAAUGUAGAGUUUGAAUGUGAAGAGAUGGCUGACUCUGAUGGGGAAGGAUCGGACUUUGAACAGUUCGUCAACUUACAUAAUAAGGAGGCCCCUUCUGCUGUGGUGGAGGAAGAUGUUUCCAAUGCUGAUCAUGACAGCGAGCAAGGUCUGCAGACAGAUGAUGCCCAUGACACUGAGGGUGAUACUCGUUCCUGUAAAUCAGGAUUAUCAAACAAAGAGGGAGAUGCCUCCUCGAAGAGUGCAUUGCUUUUAAGUCUAGAUUCACAGACCCUAGGACAAUCCACUUGUUCAAAGCCUAAAUCCAGAGGUAGUGGAAAAGGGGAUGAUCAAAUUGGUAGAAGUUAUUCUCAGAAUGGGCUUCCGCCUCGUCCCAGCAGAUCUUGCAAGAGAGUGACACCAAACUCAAGUACAGAACUGCACCAUCUGGACAUGCCAAAACAGCAAAGUGUAGGCAGUGUUGAAGGUACUGUUGGUUUUACCCCAGGGACGAAACCUAGAAAGCGUGCGUCCAGAAGUAAUUAUACAAAGGGUAACUCUAAUUGCGUUAGUAGUGAUAACACAGUUUAUCGCCGACCUGAUGAUGGUUUUCCAAAGGUAGAAGAUGAUGUGAGGAUUUCCACUCCUAUGAGUUCCAAUGCUUUGCACACUGGAGGCAGUACUGGGGCUCAAGGCCUCAGGGAGGUAUUGGAAUCCAAGCCUCAAUUGUAAUUUCUUCUUAGUCCCUACCCACCCCCCUCUUACUUUUCUUCUUCUUUAGAUGUAAAUAUGGGAUCUCAUCAAAAUGGGGGAGAUAAGUUCAAAUGAUCUAAAAAUCCUAACUUUGAUUUCGCA